Molecule: messenger RNA, 2387 nt
Organism: Eurytemora carolleeae
Lineage: Eukaryota; Metazoa; Arthropoda; Copepoda; Calanoida; Temoridae
Exons: 20
Coding region: 68-2191 (707 amino acids)
Biological process (GO): proteasome-mediated ubiquitin-dependent protein catabolic process
Cellular component (GO): SCF ubiquitin ligase complex
Molecular function (GO): protein binding
Source: RefSeq, a predicted model, not a curated record
UAAAUAUUAUCAGUAUUUAUUUCAGAAUCUUAUAUCAGCCAAGUUUUUACGUGAAAUCGGAGAAACAAUGCAAAGAACACGUAGUGGAACGAGGCCCAUGCUUUCUAGGAACCAAGUUUCUCCAGUAUCCUCUAGCACCCGGAGUAAAGUUCCAAACCUGAAACCUGGAUCUGAUUCAACCAUACCUAUAGAACCUAAAACCACCCGGUUUUCUGAAAACUGGAAACGGAAGACGACCGAAGGUUCGGAAAAUGUUGCUCCAGUUAAGAGGAGCAAGAAAGACAUCACAGAAAACCAGGAGGACUUGUUGAACCAGCCUUUCAUGCAGUCCCAGGACGAUUCAAGAAACACAAGAACAUGGACGGGAGCCUCGAGACGAUUAAGUUUAGGACGACGAGAUAUUACCGGACUAUUCAGGCUUCGAAGUGACGGAGCCUCCACUUCGUCCUCAACCUCCGGAAGUCCAUUUUCUCAUGAUGAUCCUGUUCCAAACAGUCCGGAAUUUAAUUCCGGCUCCCGCCGUAACAUGGAGUCUAGAAAUGCAAGAUCUGAUUCAAGGAAUAAUAAAAAAGAUGGGAGAAUUCCUUUGGACACAAUGGACUCGUCAGAUCCUUCCCAUCCAAGAAUUAUUGAGUGUGGAUUGCGAGAUGAUGGAACUAUUUGUGAAUGUCGAACUGGAGAUUUGGAAAGAUCAACCUCCAAUUUACAAUCUACAGUUAGUCGCAUUACCUCUAUUAAACCUUCUCUACAGUCAACCUCCAGUCAACCGUCUUCUGUGCAGUCAACCUCCAUUAAAAGUUCAGUUCCCCUGCAGUCUACCUCCAAUAUCAGGACUGCUCAACAGGGAGGUUCCAAUCUUCGCUCAAGUCCCACAAACUGCAGGAAGAUACUUCGCAAGAUUUUGCAAGCGUUUGAAAGUGCCUAUGAAUCUACAGACGACUCUAAUUCUGGUGAUGAGGAGCCUGUUGAAGUGGACGAUGAUGCGAUUAUGCAGGAUGAGGAGGAGAACUAUGGAGGUUCCGAAGAUGAAAAUGAAACUGAUGAAGAAGAAAGUGAGUCUGACGAAGAUACAGCUGAAGAAACUGAAAAUGAAAUGUAUGAUGAUAGUGAUGAUGAUGCAGAUAACCUUGACAACUCAGAACUGGAAGAAAAUAUAGCUCCGCGUCGACGCUCCAGGUACAUGUCCUAUCCAACUGAUAAUAGCUCGAGUAGAAGCAUUAGCAAUCCUACACAUAGAUGUACAGCAUCCUGUCCUAUUGGUUGCAGAGGCGGUCAUAGACCAUUAGAGAUUGUUAUAUUCGAGGGGUUGGGUAUGGACCAUCGUGUUAAACCAGCUGGUAGAAAGAAGAUUACCCCUGAUAACCCCCUAAUCUUAGGGUUAUCGUACUGCAAAGGACUCAGGCGUGUAGGAAGCAAAGGAAACAAGAAAACUUUAUUGAAGACGACAAUUCAUCCCAGCAGCUCUUCGACCGAACAUUUUCCUGUCAUGCCACAAAGAGUUCAUAUUCUAUACGAUACUCCAGAGGUUCCCCUAGAUGUUGCUCUAGAGCACACCUGGAAUCCGCAGGAUCGAUCCUUUAAUAUGCGGAUCAAGGAGGGUGAUCCCUUUACAGUCAGAAGACAACCUGUCGCUCAGUCCACAGACAGUGCGCGAACUAUAAAAGGAUAUAGUAGUGGAUUACAUAUAUUCCGUGUUACCUGGCCCCUUAAACAGCGAGGCACCCAUGCUUGUAUUGGGGUGUGUACAGCAAACCAAACUCUUCAUAGUAUAGGAUACAACAGUCAGAUUGGAUUAUCAACACAGUCCUGGGGCUGGGAUUUAGGGAGGUUAAAAGCUUAUCAUAAUGCUUCUAAAAUCUCUGGAGUAGAUUAUCCAGCAUCUCCACCCCCAGAUUUCAAGGUGAGAACCAAGUUCUUCCUGGUUCUAGAUUGUGAUGCUGGAACCCUGGGAUUCAUUUCAGCUGGUAGAUGGUUGGGAAUAGCUCAUUCAGGACUCCAGGGUCAAGUGCUCUACCCGUCUGUUAGUUGUGUGUGGGGACAAUGUGAAGUUACACUCAGAUAUCACGGGAGUCUUGUUGGAAGGGCCUGCAGUUUAUCUGAACUCUGUCGAGCAGAGAUCAGAAAACGCUGCCUGGAUUUCUCAACUUUGCCAGUCCCACGUGGGGUUAAGAAAUAUCUGAAGCAUCAGUAAAAAAUACAGGAGUUCGUAGAAGGAAAAUUCCAGAACUGACUUUGCACUGUUUUUAAUCCUUUAUUCUUGUAUAAAUUUAAAAUUAAUUUUAUAUCAAAUUAUUCUUAAUUGUAAGAAUUAAGAGACCAUCAUCUAUCUUGAAUAGAUUUUAAUUGUAUAUAUAAUAUAUUUUUAAUAAUAAAAAAUAUUUGUGUUC